Molecule: messenger RNA, 405 nt
Organism: Ostreococcus tauri
Lineage: Eukaryota; Viridiplantae; Chlorophyta; Mamiellophyceae; Mamiellales; Bathycoccaceae
Exons: 1
Coding region: 1-405 (134 amino acids)
Source: RefSeq, a predicted model, not a curated record
AUGGCUGGCGUCAUGCAGGUGACCCCGAUGCGAAACACCCUGUUCGGCUGCAUGGAUGAUUGCGGCGAUUGCGUCCACGCCGCGUGCUGCACGCCCUGUCACCUCGGGACGGUGGCCCAACGCUCGGGGGCGGGUGAUUGCUACGGCACCUGCCUGGUCGGUUACGUCCUCGGAUGCGUGUACCCGUGCUACGCCAAGGGAAUCCUGCAAAACGCGCUGUACCGCGUCGGGGUGAAUCAACCGAUCGGGUGCUUUGAGUGCUGCUGUUGCACGCCGUGCUUGCAGUGCCAAGUGAGCCGAGAGGUGAACGAAAGGCAAGCCGCGGCGGCGGUGGCCGGACCGACGAGCGGGCAACCGCAGGUCAUCGUCGUGCAGGCGCCGCCGGCGCAGUACGUCGCGCGAUAG